AUGGAGAACCAAACAGAGGUGAAUGAAUUCAUCUUAAUGGGAUUGACCAACCUCUUCAAACUUCAGAAUGUACUGUUUACAGUCUUCCUGCUCUUAUAUUUGGCCAUAUUAGUGGGGAACGGUGCUAUAAUUGCUGUUGUUUUAACUGAACCACUCCUUCAAACUCCCAUGUACUUUUUCCUUGGAAAUCUUUCCUGCCUUGACAUCUUCUACUCCACCGUCACCGUUCCCAAAAUGCUGGCUGGAUUUUUUUCAGAACUGCACAUAAUUUCCUUUAAGGGCUGCAUGAUCCAGCUGCAUUUUUUCCACUUCUUGGGGAGCAGUGAAGUCAUUCUCCUUGGAGUCAUGGCCUAUGAUCGCUAUGUUGCAAUAUGUAAACCUUUGCAUUACACUGUCAUCAUGAGAAGAGAGGUUUAUCUCCUGAUGGCAGCAGCUGCCUGGUCCACUGGGUUUCUCCAUGCCUUGAUGCAUGCAGUGCUGACUGCUCGCCUUCCCUUCUGUGGACCAAAUCAUGUUGAGCACUUUUUCUGUGACAUCAAGCCUUUGUUAAAACUGGCCUGUGGCAGCACAUACCUCAACCUCAUGCUUCUCAAUACUGUGACUAGUUCUGUUGCUAUGGGCCCUUUUAUCAUCACGGUAAUUUCCUAUCUCUACAUUAUUACUUUCCUUCUCUUCAAAGUACAGUCCCAAUGUGGUCGGCAAAAAGCUUUCUCCACUUGUGGAUCCCACCUGACCGUGGUGGCUUUACUCUAUGUUCCUGUGUUGGUUAAUUACAUGCUUCCCACUGUGAGAACCUCAUCACAACGGGAGAUUAUAUUAACCCUCAUAUACAGUGCAGUUACCCCAGUUUUAAACCCACUUAUCUAUACUUUAAGAAAUCAGGAGGUUAAGACGGCAAUGAAAAGAAUUGUUAAGAAAAAGAUUUUCACUUUCUAG
Molecule: messenger RNA, 936 nt
Organism: Python bivittatus (Burmese python)
Lineage: Eukaryota; Metazoa; Chordata; Lepidosauria; Squamata; Pythonidae
Product: olfactory receptor 12D1-like
Biological process (GO): G protein-coupled receptor signaling pathway
Cellular component (GO): membrane
Molecular function (GO): olfactory receptor activity; G protein-coupled receptor activity
Source: RefSeq, a predicted model, not a curated record